This is a messenger RNA of Trichoderma breve, 1611 nucleotides long. RefSeq names its product WD domain, g-beta repeat domain-containing protein. The record is from RefSeq and is a predicted model, not a curated record. Gene Ontology annotation, molecular function: protein binding. The transcript has a single exon. NCBI's taxonomy places the organism in Eukaryota, Fungi, Ascomycota, Sordariomycetes, Hypocreales, Hypocreaceae. The coding region runs from base 1 to 1611 and encodes 536 amino acids.
AUGUCCGUGGCCUGGUCGCCAGAUAAAUCUCGACUCGCAUCUGCAUCAUCGGACCAUAGCGUCAAGAUUUGGAAUCCAGACUCACAAGAGUGUCUGCUUACCCUCGAGGGUCAUGCCGAUGCGGUGACAUCCGUCGUCUGGUCCCCCGAUGGAGCGAGGCUCGCGUCGGCAUCGUUCGAUCGCACUAUCAAAGUCUGGAAUGCAGCGAAUGGCAAGCUUCUCAUGACACUCGAGGGCCAUACCGCCGAGGUCCGGUCAGUGGCCUGGUCAGCAGAAGGAGGACUUGCUUCGGCAUCAGCUGAUACUACAGUCAAGAUCUGGGAUACAGUUUUGCAAGAUUGCAUUCGCACGCUUAAAGGACAUUUCAAAUCAGUCAUGGCAGUAGCUUGGUCCCCCGAUGGAACUCAGCUAGCUUCGGGGUCGAUGGAUGCCUCAGCAAAGAUAUGGAAUCCAGAAACAGGCGAGGCCACGGCAACAUUCACGGGCCAUGAAAACGAGGUCACAUCAGUGUCCUGGUCGCGCAAUGGGAGUCGUCUCGCAUCAGCAUCGUUCGAUAGCACCCUGAAGAUCUGGAAUGUAGAGACGAAAGCUUGUGUAUCAACACUCAAGGGCCAUACCGAUGCAGUCAACUCAGUGGCAUGGUGCAAAUCAACGACGCAUGUCGCUUCAGCGUCUGCCGACAAAGAGGUCAAGAUAUGGGAUGUCAAUACCGGCGAACCAGUCCUUGCACUCACGCUCAAGGGCCAUGAGUCUGGGGUCAACUCAGUCUCUUGGUCGUCAGACGGAAAAGAGAUUGCAUCCGGGUCUUAUGACAACACCGUCAAAAUCUGGGACGCAUCGACGGGCGAGUGCGUGACAACACUCAAAGGCCAUACCGACUUUAUCUGGGGCGUUGCCUGCGCACCCUACUGGAAGCCUGGCAACAAACGGGUCGCGUCGGCGUCAUACGACAAGACGGUGAGAAUCUGGGACGCAGAGACGAGCCAAUGCCUACACAUUCUCAACGGUCACACCAGGCCAGUCAUGACGGUGGCCUGGGAUCGCGGGGGAAAGAUGCUUGCAUCCGGGUCGUAUGACAACACCGUCAGGAUUUGGGAUACGCAAACAGCUCAGUGUCUCGGGUCGAUUUUCACACUCGAUCAUCAAGAGCCCGGCGCAGUCACCUCGGUGGCCUGGUCAAACGAUUCCAAACAGAUCCUGUCAGCCAACGACACCCUCAAGAUCUGGGAUCCGUCCACAUUCGAGGCUAAAGCAAAGCCUCAAGGCGACAAGAGCGAUCCUCGCUGGGCGCGCUGGUCACCCGAUGGAACGCGCAUCGCCUCGGCAGGGUACGAUAAGAAUGUCCGAAUCUGGGACUCGAAAUUAACUCAGUGUCUGUUGAGCCUCGAGGGACAUACUGACUGGGUUUUUUGCGUCGACUGGUCUCCGGAUCAAACACAAGUCGUUUCGGCAUCGUCGGAUAAAACAGCAAAGAUAUGGCAUGCGGGCUCAGGCAAGUGUUUGUCGACAAUCAAGCAUGAUGACAAAGUCAUUGCCGUAGCUUGGUGUCAAACAUCUUCGCGGAUAGUCACGGGGGGAGAAGACAGGACGGUCAGGGUUUGGAACGUGUAG